CCACUGAUAUUGCCGGUUUCGAUCCUGAGGAAGCGAGAGAUGAAAUGGUUGGAUAUGUUUAAGCACUGGCCGGAUUACAUGAACAGGCACUUCGACAAGGUAAAAAGUCGUUGUCGAAAGGGCAUACCUCCGUCGGUGAGGGCUAAAGCGUGGAAGUAUAUGUGUGGCGCUCAGUACCUCAUGACUAGCCCUAGUACAAUGCAUUUGUUCGAAGUAAGUAGCGUAGGCGGAUGUCAGGCUGAUUUACUGCUGUCUGAAUUUUUGACAUUAUAA
This is a messenger RNA of Soboliphyme baturini, 273 nucleotides long. The record is from the annotation of a GenBank genome assembly. Lineage: Eukaryota; Metazoa; Nematoda; Enoplea; Dioctophymatida; Soboliphymatidae.